CACAAAUCCUUUAAUUUCCAUAAAUCUGCUUUCUUGCAAGACUCUGCCACAGGAAAGACGACACUGAUGCUUCGCUAUGCUUCCAAGGCGCGGUCCCUUCCCGCCUCCCUGUUGCUUGUCUUUCUAUUUGGUCUUCUGACAACAUUUUUCGUGUCCUGUGCCACAGCCAUCGAGACAUCUACAACUGCUUACACAGAGGAGCUGGAUGCGCGCACUUCAUCUUCGCACUCAAAUCUUCGUCCACGUACAGAUCAUACAUUCGAUAGACUUGCAGACUUGGAAGGUACCAAAGGGUCUUUAAAUGGCAAAAUACGCCCAAAAUCAUCAGAGCGUGACAUUUUUGUGCCGCCAGCAGCCGAGGAGGAGACUCUCAACCCUCUUCCUCGUUGUCCUAAGAAUGCACAUUACUCUUUCUGCGCGAUCGAGCCGAAAUGCGCUGCCACCUGCGCUGAACACAGAGACAGCCAGGAAAAGGAGGCAACAGGAGUGGUCAAAAUGUGUAACAGAAUGUGCUACCAGCGCUGUGAUUGUCUACCAGACUUUUAUUUACUCGAUGGCUUUUGCAUAUCGGAGGAAGCGUGCCUGUCGAUUGGGGAUGCCAAAACUGCAAGCAAAAAGAGACAGGUCAGGGAGGGAGGGAAGAAAAGGGGAAACGGAAGAAAAUCACGAGGAGGAAGAGAAAAGCACCGGCCGUGGAGGAAGCCCUGAAGGGUUUCGACCCAAAGAUGGACCGAAUUUUCCCCCGCGACGAUUCCCUCGAAGAAAGAGGAGGGAGGGAGGGAGGG
This is a messenger RNA of Nannochloropsis gaditana CCMP526, 785 nucleotides long. RefSeq lists its product as uncharacterized. The coding region runs from base 67 to 708 and encodes 213 amino acids. The record is from RefSeq and is a predicted model, not a curated record. The transcript is spliced from 6 exons.